Branchiostoma floridae (Florida lancelet) is the source of this 2799-nucleotide messenger RNA. RefSeq lists its product as uncharacterized. NCBI's taxonomy places the organism in Eukaryota, Metazoa, Chordata, Leptocardii, Amphioxiformes, Branchiostomatidae. The record is from RefSeq and is a predicted model, not a curated record. The transcript is spliced from 4 exons. The coding region runs from base 1 to 2799 and encodes 932 amino acids.
AUGAAUGAACAAGCAAACUGGCGGAAAUUACAGCCUGUGCAAGGACCAGUACAGCCCAUCUUCACCCAACAGAGAACAGAGCAGUGGCAGGCUCUCAGGGAUGAGGCAGAUGUCACAGGGAGUGCUAUCCAUCGGGCAAUUGGGAUGGACACUUUGAAAGCUGCUGCUGCUUACCAUGACCAUAAGAAGAAAGGAAUGGAGCUACCACCUCUGAGACCUGGCGUCAAAAGUCUCCUAGAAAUUGGAACCAGAGAAGAACCAAACAUCCUUGCCACAACUGUAGCAAAAGUACUGCCAUCAUACUUACCAGACUUAGAAUUGAGGGAGGUAGGAUGUGUAAAGUUCAGAACAGAGGGAGGUUCGACCAUUGUAGACUCUCCAGAUGGACUUCUGUACCAACUUCACAGUGAUGUGCAUUCCCCAGCCACCAUGGCAGUUGAAUUCAAGUUUGUCACCAACGAGUACCUCCCUGCCCAUCCGCGACUGUACAACAUCUUACAGUGCUUCUGCCACUGUGCAGCUGCCCAGGUCAAUAAGUGCUUGUUGAUUUACCAGAACAAAGAAGCUUGCAGAGCUUUCAUUCUCGACUUUGAUGCAUCAUGCUGGAACCUAGCCACUUCCCUGAUUGACCGGUACCUUGGCCCAGAUGGUACUAGACCAAAAAAGAAAGGAGAAGAGACAGGCAAGCUGCAGACUAUGCUGCGGGCAAUCUCGUCACAAUGUGAAGUACUAUGUGAGUUUCUGCCUACAUUGUACACCACACACGGUGAAUAUAUCAGGCAAGAGGAUAGUCCUUUCUAUUUGCAGGGCCAGGUGCACCCCAAGGCUUGGACAGACCAGGAUCUUCAGCUAGGCGUGAAAGCUUUACAGAAAGCACAGAAGGCACUCAAGAAAUGCCAUCAGCUUACUCAACAGUAUGCCAGAGAAGAGCUACAGUUCUUGCUCACCUCCUUGCACAGGACAGUUGGACCAGAACGAGUGCUGUUUGAGCCAGCAGCAUACUUCCUGGAGGCCUGUGCAACGCUGCCUGCUUCUCAGAUGAGAAUACUUGCUAAUGCUGUCCUAGAUGCUGUUCAUGAUGCAGGAAUACACUGCCCAGUAGCUUCUGCAGAUGGUGCAUAUGAGUACUUCGUAUCCAAUGGCUUUGAUGGGAAACCAUGCACGCACCUUGCAUUUGUAAGACAUCUGUGGUUCAAUGCUUUAAAGAGCCUGUCUAAGCGGGAUGCCAUUGUUGUGGUUAGUAACAUGAUUGCUGAUGCAUGGUGGCCAUGGGAGGCAACUUACAACGUGGAUGUAGCUGUGCAAACACCUGAGCCUUCCCUACGUGUGGUCAUUAGGAGCAGUGUGAGACGACAGUUUCCAGAAGCACCCAGCUGUCAACCUCUUACUACCAGAGACUUUGGUCUGCAGUUUCCUGGUGAAUGUGAGGAGGGUACUCCAAGUCUUGUGCAGCAUCUUAUUGCCUAUCCUGCUGCAUCACCCAAGACGUGUCAUCAGUUCUUCUUCAAGACAGAUGGUACCCCAGCCUCAGAUGGCAAAGAAACUGGAGCUGACAAUGUGUUGCAAGACCUGGUGACAAACUUGGACUUAGAUGAGUCUGCACAAGAGGACUUUCAGGACUUUUGUGAGAAUAACCCUUCCUUUGUUACAAGUAACAUACAGGGUGAGACAGAGGAAGGAAAUGUGACUGCUAUCAGUAGCAUAAGAAACCUGCUGUCAGAGGAUGUUGAUCAGACACCACCAACAUCAAGACCAGUAACACCUGUACAUUUUGACCAGCCUUCAGACACAAGACAUUCACAGAGAACAUUAACAGACAAUCAGUAUGAUGGCAUAUGUCAAGCUUUGAAAACAGACAAGAAGACAGCAAAGAAAUGGAACGACAGAACCACAGAGCAGCUAAAAGAUCUAUUGUCACAUCAAGGACAGGUUUCAAACUUGACAGUAGAUGAGUUAAAAGUCAUCUUAAGACAACUGAAGGAAACAUUUGCAAAUGUUCGCCUUGGAAGAACAAAGACUGGUCUCUGUGAACAGCUGUCACAAAUAGUAGGAGGACAACAGUUGCCAGUACCGCCAUCAAUGCUUCGGAACCCUAAAACACUUAGGGAGCUUUCCAUCAAAGCAUUAAGCUCAAAAAGCAACAAAAAGGAGGCCAUUGUAAGUUCCAUUUUGAAUACAAGUGGUGUGGGGGACAAAGCAUUACAGGACUUAAAAAAAGAGAGAAGAACAGUGGAUGAUCCACUCUAUGCCCCAGAAGUACAAGAUGGCCCAAUCAACAUCUACUACCACCCACCCCUAACAUCAAGGGGUUAUCUACAAGCUAUGAGUAUUGACCAUCACCACCAGAGACAGAUAAUAAGAACAUGUGUCCUGAAAGGAAAGUUUCCUGAUAUCUGCCCAAAUGCAUGGAAACAAGUGGCUAAGGAAGGCUGUACACGCCUCACGUCUGUAAUGGUUGAGGUCAACUUGGAUCAGCAAUCAGCAUCAAUCACGGACAUAUUCUUUUCUCCAGAGGUGGCUACCAGUAUGGAAAGGCUGGGAUUUAAGAGGGAAGCUGAGUUCACUAACAGAAUGAUCCAGUGGCAUGAUGCCUGGAGCCAACCAGGCAUCCACUAUAUUGACAGAGUAAAGAUGGACAGACAGUUUACCCAGUUUGAGAUUUCCCAGAAGAUGCCUUUGGCAUUAUGGCCACCCAGGCAGUAUUACUCUGGUCUGUUCUGGCGCACAGCUGACAGUAUUCUGGCAAACUCUGACGUCUUACUGUUGGUGAGAGUUUUGAAUUUGUCUUCAAACCUAUAA